Molecule: messenger RNA, 1553 nt
Organism: Dendronephthya gigantea
Lineage: Eukaryota; Metazoa; Cnidaria; Anthozoa; Malacalcyonacea; Nephtheidae
Product: regulation of nuclear pre-mRNA domain-containing protein 1B-like
Exons: 7
Coding region: 194-1219 (341 amino acids)
Biological process (GO): mRNA 3'-end processing
Cellular component (GO): RNA polymerase II, holoenzyme
Molecular function (GO): RNA polymerase II complex binding
Source: RefSeq, a predicted model, not a curated record
CUUGUACUUGUUUCAUUCAGAGUAGUAAAUAAGCCACAGUAAAAUCGCUCGGUCAUAGAGCUCAGUGGAAUGAGCCUUCGACUUCCUGGAUGCGGUGAACACCAUGAGAGGAAAUGAAAAAUGCAAAGAAAUGCAAUAUAAUCUUUAACUUUUCAAAUGAAAACACAAUAAUAGGGGAAAAAGGUAGAAAAUUAUGUCUUUUAGUAGCAGCGCUUUGGAAAAGAAACUUGGGGAGCUAUCAAACUCACAACAGAGCAUACAGACCUUAUCAUUAUGGCUGAUACAUCAUCGGAAACACGCCAAAACUGUCGUUGAUGUUUGGUUGAAAAUGCUCACUAAAGUGAAACCAGCGAAAAAAUUGACAUACAUGUAUCUCUGUAAUGACGUUAUCCAGAACAGUCGAAGGAAAGGAACAGAGUUUAAUAAAGAGUUUGUCAAUGUUCUGCCAAACGCCAUCAGCAUUUGUUCAAAAGAAUUUACAUCAGAAAUGCAAAAAUCUCUUGAAAGAAUCAUUGAUAUUUGGUCACAAAGAGGAGUGUACGAUUCUGGUGUUAUAGAGAAGCUACAAGCAUCACUGGCCCUAGGAGGUUCAGGCAGCUCAUCACCAGCAGCAAAACGCUCUCGAGUAGAGCCACCAGCAAAAAACGAAGACAAUGAACGCAAAGAAGAAGAGGACAGCGAGUCAGAGAGUGAUGGCUCAGUGGAGCCUCCUGAAGUAUGGGAUUUAGUGAAGUUUAGCAGACAUUCAUCACUGUUGAAUACCAAAUAUUCUGACUAUUUGAUCAAAGCGCUUCAAGAUUUGGAGCGUAGUGCAUCUCAGGAUGCCGAGGUACGCGAGAGGAUAGCAAAUCUACCCACAGAAGUACAAGAUGCCUCAGGCCUAGAGAAGAUACAAGAUCGUGAAAGUGCAGAAAAACUAGCUAAAGUUGUGGAAAGUGCAUGCGUGUUGCUUGCAGAUUACAACGGAAGAUUAUCAGCUGAGCUAGAGGACAGAACCACAGUAUGCAAGAUGCUCAGGGCAUAUCUAGCUUCACAGAAGAAGAAAGUAACUGACUGUGAUCAAAGAAUAGAGAAAUACAAAGCAAAAUUAGAAAAAGUGGCGUUGGUAAGAAAAGAGCUUCGAGCACACCUUGACAACCUCCCAGAUCUCAGCCUGCUACCUGACGUCACAGGUGGGCUCGCUCCACUUCCAUCCGCAGGUGAUCUAUUUGCAAGGUGACUGCUGUGGCACCAUAUACAACCGACGCUGACAUUGGCUAAAUGUUUAGCACCUAGUGUAAAUAACUUAGAUACUGCUGAACAAGAUACAAUUUUAUGUAAUAGAUAGCACCACAUAGGUAUUCUUAGCUGUAAAAUUUAAUACCAUUUUCAUAAAAGCAUUUCCUGGUUUGUCUACCUUUGAGAAACAUAGCUAGAAACAAUGUUUAUUGUUACCUGGUUUGUCUCCCUUUUAAAACCCACAAUAUUUCCUUGGAUUGCCCACCUUUAUUGGAGCUUUAGAAGACAUAUUAUGCUGGCCACACUGCAAAAUAAACACAUUUUAUUUUCCCUUU